Messenger RNA from Plenodomus lingam JN3, 492 nucleotides. RefSeq lists its product as uncharacterized. Gene Ontology annotation, biological process: DNA replication, removal of RNA primer. Lineage: Eukaryota; Fungi; Ascomycota; Dothideomycetes; Pleosporales; Leptosphaeriaceae. Gene Ontology annotation, molecular function: nucleic acid binding; RNA-DNA hybrid ribonuclease activity. The record is from RefSeq and is a predicted model, not a curated record.
AUGGUCUUCCAAGUCGACGGUGCCCGUAGAAGCAACGGCUACGACAACGCCGACGGUGCUGCAGCUUGUGUGCUCCUUCGACGCAACAGACAGCCCUAUCUCCUCUGGGGAAGACGACUACCCAACUAUCCAAAGCCAACAAACCAGCGCGCAGAACUUACUGCUAUCGUUUUGGCGCUAAGAAAUGCAUUGCUGAGAGACGAGGAACUAGGUAUCCAGACCACGCUUGAUAUAACCAUCGAGUCCGACUCAAAGUAUGCAAUCGGGUAUAUGACGACUUGGAUCCAUAAGUGGGUCCAAAACGGCUGGAUCAACGCUUCUGGGAGGGAAGUGGCUAAUCAGGAUCUGUUGGAGGAAGCGGUGGACCUGGAGCAAAGGAUAUUGGAUCAGAAUGGUGAAGUGGAGUACAAGUGGAUUCCAAGAUCGCAGAAUGUCGAGGCUGAUAGGUACUGUAACGAGGUAUUUGAGACAACUUCACGUUCGAUAUUGUGA